This is a messenger RNA of Mobula hypostoma (lesser devil ray), 4565 nucleotides long. Its product is annotated as meckelin-like. Lineage: Eukaryota; Metazoa; Chordata; Chondrichthyes; Myliobatiformes; Myliobatidae. The record is from RefSeq and is a predicted model, not a curated record. Gene Ontology annotation, biological process: cilium assembly. The transcript has 28 exons. Gene Ontology annotation, cellular component: MKS complex; ciliary transition zone. The coding region runs from base 84 to 2852 and encodes 922 amino acids.
CGCGGCUGGAAACCAUAGCCACGCUCUGUACACAGAACGGGGAGCGGAGGAGUGCGCUUUCUCCUCGCUUCCUCCAUUGCAGAAUGCUGGCCGUGGCCGUGCCCGUGCUGUAUGUGGUGCUGGCCGAGAUGUGUCCGGGUCUGAACGCGGACAAUUCCCUGCCCUUUGUCCAGCCCCAGUCCUGCGCCAGCUCCCACUUCUACGACGUCUCAGCCUUGCGGUGUUCGCCGUGCGGAGCGUCUCUCCGGCGAAGCGCUGAUGGACUCCGCUGUAUCUGUAAGGAUGGUUAUGCCAUGAUCAACACUGGAUCACCUUUAGCACAGUGCAUUCCAUGCAGCCAAGAUAAUCAAGUUGUGUCGGCGGACAGGAGGUUCUGUUUGACGUGCACAGACUGUAAGCAAUGUGGAGACUCACAGGUCCAAGCAGAGAAUUUGGCUUUGAGGACAACAAAGUGUCAAACCUGUACCAACCAGACUGUACCAAAUGCUUCGGGUAACAUGUGUGUCCCCUGCCAGGAAACUUUCAUUUUGACUACCAAGAGCUGCACUUGUCCGCCUAACAACUUGAGAGGAGGACUUUGCUUUGAAAACACAAGAAUGCCGGCCACUUCUGCACCAUUUCCAGAUUCCAUUUGGUAUGAAAUGCACCUUCAAGCAAGCUACCUGGCAUGUGCAAAUGUGCGAUACAGUAACCAGACAGCAUGCCAGCUUCUCACUAACCUGGUGGUGCUUGAUGUGACUGGCUUGGUCAGUGGUGAGGCCCUCGUUCUGUACCGAAGCAUACCUGCCACGACUAGCUAUCUCCCGAAACUCUUCUAUGUGGACUCAAAUAUAGCCGCACCCCUGGGUCAAACAGCCCCCAAAGGGCUCUCUUUCCAGAAAGAUUCCCAGAUCACCUUAAAAAUUGUGAAAUAUGAUGCUCAUGGACAUUUUCUUGGUUGGGAAGAUGUCAGAGGAGGCACUUUACAGCUAUGCCCCAACACACAGACAUUGUUGGAUGCAGCAUACAAAUUUGGGUCUUUCUUCGUCCAGUCGUGUACAAUACGAAUCUCGGACCUUCUGCGCCGAUUCCCGGAGCCAGUGCUUUAUGAACUCUUUCUCCACUACGCCGAUAACCAAGAGCAGCCAAAAGUCUGGCCCAUCCCAGUGCGCAGUCUGAAUCUGGACAGGAAUGGUUUGGGAGCUGGAGCAGUAAGGAGGUUCUUUUUGGUUGAUGGGCUGACAGGGAGAAGGGGUAGUCUCAGUAACCCACCGAGCUCAGUCACCUAUGCUGAAGACCUCGUUCUAAGGACCUACCUGCCGAUUAACAACCCAACCAGUGAGCCGCCAUUUUUACUGACUGUACGAUAUGCUCAAACACAAGAUCUUCAAGCACAGACACAGCUGACGUUUGCUGUUCAGUAUGAAAUGAACCAGGCUGCACACAAGAGAGACACAGAUAUCGCUCUGGGCGUGCUAGGUUCUUUGGCUGUUUUCACUGCCAUGCUGGAGACGAGCAGCUGGAGGCGGAGGAGUGGACUGGAGUUCAUUGACGUUGUGACUAUUGUGAAGUAUUUUGCCUACUUUGCUGGAGCCCUGUCGAACACCUUCUUCCUUGUCACCUAUGGUACAGGUGUCUACUGGCUUAUUGUGUACAAGGGCCAGCAGACCACAGUUGAGGUUACACUGCCAUCUGCUGGUAGUGAGAUUGAAACUGGCUUCAUCAUCUAUGUGUCCUGUGCUUUUGCACUGAAGGCACUGCAGCUAAUUCACAUCCUCAUGAUUCAAAUGACUGUGUCAAUCUUCCUGAUAGACUGGGAGAAGCCCAAGGGUAGACAAUUGCCUACAUCAGCAGAAAGCAAACCGAGCCCCUCAUCAGUCAGUAUCUGGCGCACGUACUUCAUAGCUAACGAGUGGAACGAGAUUCAGACGAAGAGGAAAACUAAUCCAAUCCUGCAACUUGUUCUUGUUCUCCUACUGCUGGAGGUUAUUGGCUUAAAGAACAUCGCCAGAAGAGAUCUGAAUUUGAAUCUACACCCUGGUCCGGAUGUUGAUUUGGCACCCUGGAGCCCAAUUCUCCGAUACGGGAUAUCAAUGUCAAUGUGGCUAACAGUCAGCUUGGCUCAGGCACUCUUCUUCAUUGGGAUCUAUGAACGCUUUGUUGAAGACAAGAUAAGGCAAUUCGUAGACUUGUGCUCCUUAAGCAAUGUAUCGGUUUUGGUCUUGCUGCAUAGGUGUUACGGUUUCUACAUCCAUGGACGAUCAGUGCACGGUCAAGCUGACAUUAAUAUGGAGACAAUGUAUCUCAACCUUAAGAAAGAAGAGGAUAAUCUUUGUGCGAUGAGAGGCCUUGAGCCCAACAUGGAGAUCCAGACCUUUGAAGUCCUAAUUUCUAGCAAGGUCAGACAACAAUAUGACAGGAUACUAUCACCAUUGAAUGAGGUGGCGAGGAGGAGUCAUGCCAGGCCUCUGGAUUCCCCCACUCUGCAGCGGAACCUGAAGGCAUACUUCACAAUGAACAAGUUCCUUUCAUCCUUUCUGGAACAUGCUUACAAAGACAUGGACUAUGUUGUGAAGGAAAAACUCUUUCUGGAACGCAUCUUGGACUUUGAGUUUCAGCGAUCAGACGACAGAAGUUUCUUCUAUAAUGAUGAGCGGAUGCUCUUCAGCAAUGCCCUUUAUUAUGGCCACGAGUUGGUGCUGCUGCUUUUCGAUGCUCUGCUCUUCUCCGUCGUGGAUCUGGGGACCCAGGACUUUGUUCUGGCCGCCAUCAUCACUUACUUCGUACAGAAGGUUCUGGAAACAGUAAGAGAAGCGAUUUCAAGGAGGAAUUUGGCUACAAAGACACUGGUUGAUGAAAGGUUUCUCAUCUAGAAUUCCUCAGACAUUAGCCACUGUGUGGAUGGGACCAGUUCAAUUCUUACCACUCUCGCACAAGAGUAAUUAUUUCAUGUACCCGGUCCAAUGUUUGUUACCAAAGGACAGUUGAUAGUGAAGCCACAGCAGAAAAAAAAGAUGCCUCGCAGAUGGGAACAGCACAGAUAUGGAUGAGAUGCAGCCAAGCAAAAAAGGAAAAUUAAGAGCAGGCAGAUUGCUGAUUGAAGUGGUGAAUGGUGUUUCAUAUCUGCUUGUGUUUCCUUGAUUUAAAAACGGCACAGAAUUUCCAACAGUCCGUUGAAGGUGGUCUUCGAGAGGGCCAACUUCUUUGCAAAGGUUUCUCAUCACGCAGGGAUUUUGUUUAAGUCUCUGAAUGAUCUCCUCUGUUGAUGAUCGGGUGCCAACAGUUUCACAAUACAAUUCAUGUGUGUUGCUCAAUAUUUCCAGCAUCUGCAGAAUCUCAGUCUUUGAUAUGUUGAUCUACUGCAGUCACCUGAUGUAAGGUCUUGUCCCGAAAUGUCGACUGUUUUAUUUUCUUCCAUAGAGCAUUUAUUUGUGUGUUCUUCACAAUGGAAUCACAAUUUGAGGCAUUAGUGCCUCUGGAUAGAAUGAGAGGAGGUGCGGGGCAGGUGGGGGACAAUCACCAGCUGAAGUUGGACUCAUUGUUUGACAUUAUGUCUCAUGAUCCUCUCCCUCAUACCUGCAACUCCCGUCAGUAAAUCCAUUACCCAUAGACACUGGGCUUCCCAUUGACAAUUGGUGAUAUAGACUUCUUAUUAACCAGUUGCCCAAGAGCAGGGGUGGCAAACCUAUGGUACGUGUGCCCAAGAUGGAGCACGCAAAAAAAUUUGUUGGUGGUCUUUAUGCAGUGCCACCCUUGAUUCCUUAAAUCCCACCCAUAUAAAAAAUUCAUAAUAAUUAUCUUUACUGCAAAUUAAUUUUUAUGAACUAAGAGCAGUGAGAUGUUUUCCUGGAAAAUGUCCAUGCCAGCUUGGCACCAGCUGGACAGUUGGGAGAACAGGCAGCAUUGGAUGAUAUGUUUUGAAAUCCUCACAGACCUGGUGUACAAAUCAGUAUUUGAAUAAUAAAUAGUUACAUUAACAAUACUAUUUAGAAUUGAGGAUAUUUUCCUAUUUUCUUCUUAAAAGAUUAAUAUUAAAACAAUGUUAAUAUUAAAAGAUUAAUAUUAAUUUAAUAAUGUUUGAACAGGUUUUCUAAAAUGCUUUAUUUCUAUGUCUCUGUUAUACUUUUAUUAAUGGUAAAUCAAUGAAUACACAUAAAUAAGCAACAAGAUUCAUUCUUUUCAUUUAAAAUAAAUCCAGAAUUAUUGAUACUAAUUCAUUAAUCAAUGAUAAUCUCUGCUCAAAAUUACCACUGUGGCAUGUGAGAGAAUUUUUGAGAUUCGCCAACUUUUGAGUGUACACUGUCAAAAAGGUUUGCCACCCCUGAUCAGCAUUAUUUCAAUGGACCAAAUAAUCUCUAAUGUGUCAUUUAGAUUCUAAAGAGAAGAGAUUCCUUCCGACUUGGUUGGAUUAGCCUCCAUAGUAAGUGACAUGGCCACUUCUCCCCCAAUAUUUUUAUCAAGUUAAGUAAAAAUAAAAUGUAAUUUAUUUAAUGUUCUUUUAAUUUUCCUCACUCUGUCAAUCCUUGGAGAUUACUCUUUAGUUCCUGCAAGAUUUGGGCAGUCUUGGAGUGUUAACCGUGUUGGAU